AUGUUGUCAGGGAUCCUUGUGUUCAAUCAGAAGGGCGAGAACCUCAUAUUUCGCGCCUUUCGCAGCGACUGCCGCCCGCGCCUUGCCGACAUCUUCCGAAUCCAAGUCAUCUCCAACCCUCAAGUGCGCUCGCCGAUCCUGACCCUGGGCUCGACGACGUUCAGCCAUGUCAAACACGAGAACAUCUACCUGGUAGCUGUAACCAAAAGCAAUGCCAAUGCCGCCCUGGUUUUCGAGUUCCUGUACCGGUUAAUUAUGCUGGGAAAGAGCUAUUUCGGGAAAUUCGACGAAGAAGCCGUCAAGAACAAUUUCGUAUUGAUCUACGAGCUGCUCGACGAAAUUCUCGACUUCGGAUACCCCCAGAACACCGACCCAGACACUCUGAAAAUGUACAUCACGACCGAGGGCGUCAAAUCCGCCAUCACCAAUAACCCAACCGACUCCUCCCGGAUCACACAGCAAGCCACAGGCGCUCAGUCCUGGCGCCGCGCCGAUAUAAAAUACCGCAAGAAUGAAGCCUUCGUCGACGUGAUCGAAGACGUCAACCUCCUCAUGUCCGCAACAGGCACCGUCCUCCGCGCAGACGUCAACGGCCAAAUCGUCAUGCGCGCCUACCUCUCCGGCACACCAGAAUGCAAAUUCGGCCUCAAUGACCGUCUCCUCCUCGACCCAGGCGAAUCGUCCUCCAGUAGCCGCGGCAAUGGCAGCGGACUGGGUACAUCGAAAGCGACGCGCGCAGCCGCCGGCUCCGUCACGCUCGAAGACUGCCAAUUCCACCAGUGUGUGAAACUUGGCCGGUUCGACGCAGACAGAAUCAUUUCUUUCGUUCCCCCGGACGGAGAAUUCGAACUGAUGCGCUACCGCGCGACCGAGAACGUCAAUCUGCCAUUCAAGGUUCACCCUAUCGUAAGGGAGAUCGGUACAACGAAGGUCGAGUACAGUGUUGCGAUUAAAGCCAAUUACAGCUCGAAGCUGUUUGCGACAAAUGUUGUCAUUCGCAUUCCUACGCCGUUGAAUACUGCCAAGACUACUGAGCGGACUAGUCAGGGCCGUGCGAAGUAUGAGCCCGAACAGAACAAUAUUGUUUGGAAGAUUGCGAGGUUCUCGGGCCAGUCUGAGUUUGUGCUUAAUGCCGAGGCGACACUUACUUCAAUGACCCAUCAGAAGGCUUGGAGUCGGCCCCCGCUUAGCUUGUCCUUUAGUUUGCUUAUGUUUACCUCUUCUGGGCUGCUGGUGCGCUAUCUCAAGGUCUUUGAGAAGAGUAACUACAGCUCUGUUAAGUGGGUGCGCUAUAUGACUCGUGCGGGCAGUUAUGAGAUUCGAUUCUGA
Molecule: messenger RNA, 1329 nt
Organism: Penicillium olsonii
Lineage: Eukaryota; Fungi; Ascomycota; Eurotiomycetes; Eurotiales; Aspergillaceae
Source: the annotation of a GenBank genome assembly